Molecule: messenger RNA, 2348 nt
Organism: Liolophura sinensis
Lineage: Eukaryota; Metazoa; Mollusca; Polyplacophora; Chitonida; Chitonidae
Product: isatin hydrolase-like
Exons: 3
Coding region: 608-1474 (288 amino acids)
Molecular function (GO): arylformamidase activity
Source: RefSeq, a predicted model, not a curated record
UGAGUUCCACGGAAAAGUCAGGAGCUGUCUAACCAAAGCGCGGAAAUGUUGAACAUUUUCUGUCACUCUAAGUGCAUGCCCUUCCAGCACUAACUCACUGGCUGCAGAGUGGUCAUAGCCUCUAAAGUUAUCACCCCACAGGCUAUAAACGCUGACCAGGCCUGCCCUACUUCUCGGGAUCGGAUAGUGAAGUUGUGGAUCGUGGUUAGGUACAGAGGAUUAUGACAAGCGUGUGUGGCUGACUGGACAAUGUCAGGGGUACGACGAUAGGACAGGGGAUGGUUUUAGACAGGCACGGGUGACCCCUGUCCAUACCUGACAUUCGGGAGAACCGCAAGUCAUGGGACGGGUUGGGCACUGGAUAUAGGUACAGUGUUGAACGUGGUAUUCCCUCACCCCACUCUCCCAACUUGCUAGCUACGCACCCUCGCCGUCCUCGCCAUUUGUUCUGCGGUAUUGCUAGACCUUGUACCUGUCUCACUGUCUAGUGCUUUUACGUGGAAUGGAACAGCAAAUUAAGUGACUUCGAUUUCCACUCUCUGUUUGAGAGACCACGGUGUUAUACUAACUUUACCCAAGAACUGAGAAUUGAACUGAAAUUUUCAAGAUGACCUCGGUCACGUGGUUUAAGCUGGUGACUGUAGCUGGGUUGCUCGUGGGGCAGAUUCUUUGUAAGCGACAGUACAUCGAGAUGACCCACGAAAUUCACGACCGAGUUGUUACCUACCCAGGCAUGCCCAAGUUUAACUUCACUAACCUGGAAAGGGGAGACAAACGCGGCUUCUGGGUAGAGUAUAAUAAAUUCCAGUUGUCCGAGCAUGCAGGGACCCACAUUGACGCCCCCAUACACUUCAAUCAGCAUGGUCGGUACCUACACGAGGUUCCUCUUGACAAUCUCGUAGGACCAGGUGUCAUUGUAGACAUCACUCAUCGAGCUAAAAGAGACCGGAGAGCCGAAGUCAACGUCGAAGACAUUCUCCGAUGGGAAGACACUCACGGGAAAAUCCCUAAAGGAUCAUUUGUCAUCAUGAAAUCUGGAUGGUUUCGGAAGUAUCCCGACACGACCCAAAUCUUUGGGGUCGACGUUAAUCGAUUUCCGUCCACGGACUUCCGUUUUCCGGGAAUUUCCCCUGCGGCUGCGCAGUGGCUGAUUGACCACAGAGAGAUCAAUGGCGUUGGAGGCGACACACCUUCCCCAGAUCGUGGAGGCGGGUCUCAUAUGCGAACACACCUAAUCAUCCUUGGCGCUAACAAAGUGAUCCUUGAGAACGUUGCGAACUUGGACAAAGUUCCACCGUCUGGUGCUACAAUAUAUGCACUGCCUAUAAACUUGCACCGUGGCAGCGGUGGGCCUCUCCGGAUCUUUGCUACCCUUAAUGACGGCGAGGACUUUGACUACAGUGGUUCAGGGCGCUCUCUCCCACUUACUGGAGCAACCCUCUUUUGCGUGUUGUUCGUGAAAUUAAUGUACUGAUUUAGAAUUUUCAGUCCACUGAACUCAUGCAUGGAUAGCCUUGGGUAAUAAGCUACCUGUAUCAUGCAGGCAUGCCUUCCACAUAGGUUUUAUGAUUGUUUUCUUGCGGAUUCAUACUGUGUAAUGGAUGUUUCUACCGUUUCCGGUUGCCUGCAGACCAAGCAUCCGAAUGUGAAAGUGAUUUCUUGCAUAUAGCUUCAAGAAAACCGAUGUAAAACGUGAAGAAAAAUGUAUAAAUAUGCAAACGUUUAUGUAUUAUUCUGUAUAGAUAUAUAUCCCGUGCAAGUGGCCCAAAAUAAGCCGAGUAAAACUGAACAUCAAGCGGAUACACAACAAAACACUCGAAUUAGAGACAUGGUGUUCCAUGGAUCAUCAUGUAAAUUUUGUUAUACAGCUUAAAAUACCAUCAAUUCGGCCUUGUGUAACAGCUACAAAGUUAAGCUACUUUGUUUUAUUGAGAAAAGCUCUUCAGCUCUUUUCCUGUGAUCUCUGGGCUGAAAAUAUGUUAAAGGCAUUACAAUGUUUUCUAACCAUUGUUUAUACACCGGUAUUGUCGUAGAUUGUAUAUAUAUUCCUAUACAGUAACGUUUGCCUUCUGUAAUAUUAUACAGAAAGUACAUCUAGUGAAUCCACAAGUGUAAUAUACCGAACAUUCACCAAGAGACCUACCUUAACUGUACGAUUCUGGAAAAUGAAGACAGGAAUCAAGGAUGUGAUAUAUUUCCUUAGUCAUAUCCGGGAAAAUGUAUACCUUUGUGUUUAAAAUUUAAAUGAACACACGUCAUCAUGGCACAAGAAUGUAGCUUGUUUGGUUCCGCAAAAGGCACGUUUUCUUGCAUGGGAUCAGGGGCUGGUAUGUUUUCUGGUUGCAAUA